GAGCCGCCCCUGCUCCGGCCAGGGAAGAAGCAGCCGCCGCCGCCCGGAGCCCUGCGGGGAGCAGCAGCGGGGCCCGGCCAUGGGGAAGCUGCAGCUGUUCGAGAUCCACCUGAGCGAGAGCCGGGUCGUCUACAGCCCCGGGGAGCCGCUGGCCGGCACCGUCACCGUGCGCCUCUCCGGGAGCCUGCCGUACCGCGCUAUCAAAGUGAGCUGCGUUGGAUCUUGCGGCGUGUCCAACAAGGCCAAUGACACCGCGUGGACUGUAGAGGAGCAGUACUUUAACAGCACGCUCUCGCUGGCGGAUAAAGGAGUUCUGACAGCUGGCGAGCACACCUUUCCCUUCCAGUUCCUGCUGCCAGCAUCGGCCCCCACGUCGUUUGAAGGCCCUUUUGGGAAGGUGGUCCAUCAGGUCAAAGCCGUGAUAGAUACGCCCCGAUUCGCCAAGGACCACAAGUGCAACAAGGUCUUCUACAUUCUCUGCCCGCUCAACCUGAAUGACAUCCCGGACAUUGAGCAACCCAACACCACGUCCAUCACCAAGAAGUUCAACUACAAGCUGGUGAAGAGUGGAAACAUCAUCUUAACCGCCACCUCGGACCUCAAAGGGUAUAUCGUGGGGCAGGCAAUCCAGCUGCGCACCGACAUCGAGAACAAGUCUGGCCGGGACACUGGCACGGUGGUGGCCAGCCUCCUCCAGAAGGUCGCUUAUAAAUCCAAGCGCUGGAUUUAUGACUUGAGGACCAUUGCUGAGGUGGAGGGCUCGGGGGUGAAGGCCUGGAAGCACGCGGAAUGGAAGGAGCAGAUCCUUGUCCCUGCGCUGCCGCAGUCUGUGCUGCACGGCUGCAGCCUCAUACAUGUCGACUACUAUAUCCAAGUUUCCCUGAAGUCGCCAGAGGUUUCAGUCACUCUGCCUAUUUACAUCGGCAACAUCGCUGUGAACAGGGUUCCUGUGACCCCGGCUAGGUCGGUCCAGCACAUUCCGUCCGUUGUGGUCCCGUCCGCCCCACCAGAAGAGGAGGAAGCUGCCAGUGGCUAUCACCCAAUGGACAAUGUUUCAAUCCCCACCAAAAGCCAUUCCCAGCUUCAGGCGUUCAGCUACGCUCCAGGACUGAGCUUCCAGGACCUAAGGCUGGACUCAGACCAGACUGCCUCCCCAAACCACCCCACACUUUGCUUGGCGACAGGAGCGACCGUCCCUUACUAUGCUGAGGGGACAGUGGUUCCGGUUCCCACCGCUGGCUCUCUCAUCUUGCCUCCGGAGUACAGCACGUGGGGUUACCCCUAUGAGGCACCCCCUUCCUAUGAACAGAGCUGCAGCAGCGCCAACUCCAGCCUCAGCAAUGGCAACUAGCCCAUGGCUCCCCGUCUGCUGCCAAGUCUGGUACCGCGCAAAGCAUCUUGUACUUGGGGCCGCCGGCUACUCCUGGGCUGAGAUUUUUAAGUCUUUUUUUAAGAAAUCGAGUGGUGAGAAGCAGUGUGGGGCGUGGUGUGUGUAUGUAUGUGGGGGGGGGGAGGGGAAUUGUACAGCCCCCUCACACCCACUCUGCUGACGCAGCAGGGCGGAGAUGUUGCCUGCCCUCGGGACGCCUUGCACAAUGGUCUGUGUUCCCGUACUGUAAUCCAACACUUUAUUUACUGCUUUAUUAUUGAAGCACCUGUGAUGCCUUAUGGAAAAUGCUACUGAAUUGUUGUCUCUACUGUCCGCAAUAGUGGGCUCGUGUGGGUUCUUUUGAUACAUAUUUUUUUUCAUGUGGUGGGUUUUUUUGAGUGCUGUUUCUAAUCGGGACUGGACUCAGCAGCCUUAGUUAUCCUUCCACAUGGGCCUUUGGUGUAGCUGACUUCCUCAAUGCCCUUCCUACCUGUUCUGCACCCUCACUUUACACCAAAUCAAUGGGGCAACGUCUGCCCCAACAGAUCUCCGGAAGGUACAGUCACAGACCGAGGGAGUAAAUAGGGCCUACAGGGCAGGCUCUCGGCAGUGCCAUGCUGCCAAGUGACUGGCCAGCUUCCAACAGUUGCAAGCUAAAACGUUGCCAGCACGUGACGAGACAAGGGGGGCUGCUGGAGCCAGGGCCUUGACCUAGGCACUCGUCAGUAACCCUAGCAGGGUUCGUAUUGGGGAUAGUCCUGGGCGGUGAGGGGGGGAAGGGGCCCGUGCUAUACAACUUAAUACCUUUUCGUGGCACUUUUAAAGCCAGUCUUUAGAGGUCUCCUGCAGGAAUAGAAUUGUCUAUAAAAACCUUAUAGGAUUUUCUGAGCACCACCUACAGCACCCUAUUAGCUUCAUCCCUUUUAAAUGCUGUCGGACUUUGGUAUAAAGGGGCUAAGCUCUGCCAUGCCACUCAAAUCCGCUGGAGGGCGUAACCUCUUCGUUCCCACUCUCCACUGCUCUCAGCCAGGUGGAAACUGACAAUCAUGCUUCAAACUUCCGUCUAACACUACCUCUGAACUCUCCCAAGGCGCGUGAUGGGGAACACUCCCCCGCCCUUUGAAAUGACCCUAUACCACGAAAUGCUCUCCUCCCAAAGAGCCUUGCUGGGCAGCGGCUGGGAGUGCCAGGAAGGUGCUUGGACUGUGGCCUACUCCUGCUUCUCACCACAUCAAAGCUGUCUGCAGCUCCCCCCACAAACUUGUGCUGUCCUGGGGAACAGGCUGAUCUGCCACUGGAGUAGGGUUCCCUGGCUCAUAAGGAAAACUAGCUUUGCAAGCCGCAGUGCAAAACCAAACCAAAUGUGCAUGCUCCGGGGCAGAGUUAGGGGCAUUUAGAGGCAACUUUUUUCCCCCCCCAACAGGGGGCCUCUGCCAUGGUUGGUUUUUGUUUUUUGAGGGUGCCCAUCUUGACCUGCUACCGGUGUGAUAGACAUGCUGAUCACCUACAGCUGCAUUUGACAGUGAUGGGAGCUGUAGACAUUUUUCACCCGUGCGAGCUGAACCCAAGAUAAGGGGUCUCAAGCUGUGCACCCACUAGCAGAAGCCAGUUCUUGAGAGCUUAAACCUUUCUAUCACCCCUGCUUCCACCUGCCUCUACCUAACCGAGGGCUGGCUGCUGGGGGAC
This is a messenger RNA of Terrapene triunguis (Three-toed box turtle), 3055 nucleotides long. RefSeq names its product arrestin domain containing 1 (gene ARRDC1). Gene Ontology annotation, cellular component: cytoplasm. Lineage: Eukaryota; Metazoa; Chordata; Testudines; Emydidae. The record is from RefSeq and is a predicted model, not a curated record. Gene Ontology annotation, biological process: protein transport. The transcript is spliced from 8 exons. Gene Ontology annotation, molecular function: ubiquitin-like ligase-substrate adaptor activity; ubiquitin protein ligase binding. The coding region runs from base 80 to 1351 and encodes 423 amino acids.